UUGAAAUGUUUUUGUGCUGGAAAUAUAGAAAAUGGAUACUGUUGUUACUCCUCCUAUCGUCUGUUGCUGUGCUCAUGAAUUUAGAACGCCAUGUGAGUGCGUCGAUUACGUCGAUGGUAUACGGUAAUACUCAUAUAAAUACUCAUAGUACAGACAGUGAUGAUUCAAUACAACAUAAAAAGUACAACGUAGAACUGAAUAUGGUUUCGAUGAAUAAAUCACCAACAUUAAUUGGACAUACUAAGAAAACAAAAAAGGUUGAAAAUACAGCGUUGAAUGGGUCAUACUCAACCAGAGUGAGGGGGCAGUCGAUUACCAAUGUAGCUAAUAUCACAGCGCCGUUCCUGCUUGGGAUACAACGAAGUGAUUCCGGCGGCCAGAACAACCAGUACUUGGCGAUGGAGAAAGUGAUAGUUAUGGCUCUAUUGUCAAAUCGUACUCUGGUGAUGACACCAUUUUUUCUUCAUGGAGGACAUGUUCGUGGAUACAGCACUGAACAUAUGAGACAAUUCAAUGACACAUUUGAUGUGAAAAUCUUGAACGAGCUGUUACCAUUAGCAACAGUUGAUGAAUUCAGGGAGAAAUGUACUUCAAAGGAGACUAAAGUAGUAACGUGGAAUUUGUCGGCAUAUCAACGAUCAAAAGAGAAGUUAUUUGAUUCAGAAUUAGAGAUUAGACUUCCGGACAAUGAUGACGUCAUCAUGAUGAAAAAAGUCGAUAUUCAUAGACUAGAAGAGAUUGUGAACCAUGCACCGUGUCUUGGAAUAUAUCAAUCAUCAAGAUCACGACUUCAAGUAAAUAACACGGAAGAAAUGUUGGAUAAAGUAAGAACACACUUGAGAAGGUCCGCUAAUGUGAGAAAUGUCACUGACCGUCUUUUAACUGGUUUCUGUGGUGGCAAGCCUUACCUGGCGAUGCAUUGGCGUAACAAAUCAGCAGAAAUGCCAUGUUAUUUUCAACGUGACGCAAACAAGUGCAAUAAAGUUAAAUCACAGUUGUCUGAAGUUGUACCAAACAUCACCCAGGCAGUGGCAAAAUUAAUGAAACAAAGAAAUAUAUCCUGCUUAUAUAUCAGCUGCCCUGAAUGGUCUUUGUCAAUAUUGGACCAUUUUUCUAAAGUAUUACCAAGUGAGAAGGUGUUCUCAUUGAGGGACCUCCCUGUGAAUAAAGACAACACGGGUAUUAUGAAAGAUUACUAUUUCAAGUCACUGGUGGAGCAAGAAAUAUGUUACAGGUCCGAGAUCUUUUUAGCUGCCAGGAUGUCAAGUUGGUCGGAAUUUGUUGUAAAUGAGAGAAAUAUAAACCACAAACGUACAUAUCUGAUACGACAACUGCCUGGAGUACCCGAGUACAAAAGACCACAACUUAUAUGA
This is a messenger RNA of Saccoglossus kowalevskii, 1373 nucleotides long. RefSeq lists its product as uncharacterized. Lineage: Eukaryota; Metazoa; Hemichordata; Enteropneusta; Harrimaniidae. Gene Ontology annotation, biological process: protein O-linked glycosylation via fucose. Gene Ontology annotation, molecular function: peptide-O-fucosyltransferase activity. The record is from RefSeq and is a predicted model, not a curated record.